Oncorhynchus mykiss (rainbow trout) is the source of this 153-nucleotide messenger RNA. Lineage: Eukaryota; Metazoa; Chordata; Actinopteri; Salmoniformes; Salmonidae. The record is from RefSeq and is a predicted model, not a curated record.
AGAGAGAGAGAGAGAGAGGCAGAGAGAGACAGACAGAGAGAGAGAGGGAGGCAGAGAGAGAGAGAGAGAGAGAGAGCGAGAGAGAGAGAGAGAGAGAGAAGAGAGAGAGAGAGAGAGAGAGAGAGAGAGAGAGAGAGAGAGAGAGAGAGAGAG